UUUAUUUAUAGAUAUAGCGAGUGUAAUUCGGCAAAUGUAUAUAUAUAUGUAUGUUGUGUAAGUAAGUAUGCAUACCUACAUCACUACAUCGAUCUAAUACAGACGUGCAAGUGAACUUUGGUGUGACAGAAGCGAGAAGAAGGAUAUUUAGAAUACAUGUAUAACAAAGGAGGUAAAGGAUUCUUCGUGUCGAGGUGUUUUGAUGCCUGCGAAUUAUGUUGUGCACGCAAUCCCGAGGCAAACGCCUUCUCGUGUACCUGUGAAAGACAUACAUUUGAAGGCUGAACGUCUGUUUGUCCCCGUGAGAACGAAAUGCCACUUUAGUUGACGUUUAACGAUUAUUCGCGAUUAACGAAACACGAAAAUUAUGUCGAAGCCCGAUGCACCGAAAUUUGUCAUCGCGCUUUUUUCUUUCAAAGGGAAAAACAACGAUGAGUUGUGUUUCAAGAAAGGAGAUAUUAUAACGAUAACUCAAGUGGAUGAUGAAGGCUGGUGGGAGGGCACGUUAAAUGAUAAAACUGGUUGGUUCCCCUCGAAUUACGUUAAAGAAUAUAGAAAUCCAGAUGGUGGUCAUACAUCGAUCAAAACAUCUCCAGAAAGAAGCCCACAGGAAUCACCAGCCCAUCAGAAACUUAAUCGCGACAUAGUAUUGAAAGAUAUUGUGGAAUCUGAGAGAGUAAAUGUAGCAGAAUUGCAAGGUUUAGUGAAUAACUUUUUACAGCCUCUUGAGGCAUCAAAUAUACUGAAGAAGGAUGAAUAUAAGCAGCUACUUGGUAAUAUACACGAAAUCUUGGAAACUCACCAAUGUCUGUUGGCAAAUUUGGAAGCAACCAUUUUACAAGGACUUUCUGGAAGAAUAGGCAACCUUUUCUUAACUAUUGCACCAAGGCUAAAAUCUAUUCAUACUACAUAUUGUAAUAAUCAUCCACAAGCUGUUUGUAUACUAGAUAGAUACAGAGAUGAAUUAAAUGAAUUUAUGGAACAUAGCGGAGCAAUAUCACCUGGUAUAUUGGUAUUAACUACUGGUCUUAGUAAGCCAUUCCGAAGAUUGGAUAAGUACUCUGCAAUGCUUCAAGAAUUAGAAAGAUAUACUGAAAAGAAUCAUCCAGAUAGAGGAGAUACUCAACGUAGUAUAGCAGUAUAUAGGGAAAUCACGGAUCAUUGUGCUUCCAUACGUAAGCAGCGUGAGCUGGCACUUCAAAUAUUAACCAGUGGAAUUAAAGGCUGGGAAGGUGAAGAAUUAAAUUCAUUAGGCGAGAUUAUUCAUGUUGGAGCUGUAACUCUGGCAACUGUAGAUCGCAGAGACCGAUAUUUUGUUUUAUUUCCCACCACACUACUAGUUCUUAGCACAAGUCCCAGGAUGAGUUCCUUCAUUUAUGAGGGAAAACUCCCAUUAACUGGUAUUAAUGUAACUGGAAUUGAAGAUACAGAUGAAAUAAGAAACGCUCUAGAGAUCACUGGACCAAUGAUUGAGAGUAUCGUCGUGCUGUGUGCCACAAAAGAAGAGAGACAACGUUGGAUCGAUCUCUUGAUUCAGGAUCAAGGCACUAGCCCCUUGAAAUCGCCAACAGUGUCACGUGUGAGUUGUCAUCAUCCUCCGUACGCUCGACUCUCGAGAUACUUUGCGAAGCUCGUGAGAAAAAAAGUCAUAUACCCGGAAUUAGUGAAAAAGUUGUUAUACAUGCAAUAUGUUUUGAGGCCCGACUUGAGCGAUGUAAAAAUGAGAAAGUGCAAUGUGACCUAUAUUAUUUUAACCGCUCGUAGCAGUGGAUCAGAGUCAGACGCAUCUGCUGAGAGUAAUGUACAGGAAGAACCGCGAAUAUUGCGUAAAUCCUCGGUAAUCCUGGACGUUAGAUACGUGAUAGAUAAUACUGAUCUUAGUACGGUGGGACUCGCGAGCACCUCCUCGCUCACGAAUUUCACACCGAGAGCCGAUCGCGAUUCCUUCGCCGAAACUAGUAAAAGUUUACCACCUGAUGCCGCGAUGAGUCACGUCCUGCCGCUUGCGUCGAGCAAAUCCUACACGCCGAAAUUUCAAGCGCGUAACGAGUAUUGUCGGGAACAUCUGGAAAUUCCGCACGACCGAGAGCACGGCGAUCUAACGAUGAAUUAUUCGAAAACGAUCGAGCUCUAUCCGAAAAUGUCGGAGAUUCAUUAUAACUCGGUGACAAUCGCCCAGGAGGAUAGCGUAAAAGCGGAACUUGGGCAAACGGGCGCGAAUACCAGUUUACGGUCGUCGGAUUCGGGAAUGGCCGAGAGUUAUCGCUUAAAUUCGUCUGAAAUGAAUUCCUGUUACAAGUCAUACGCAUCUAGUCAUACGAAAUAUACAGAUCCCGUAAGAACAUCUCAUAGCGAAAGCGAUAACGACGAGAAUAAAUUUGAGCAUCAGUGUAUUUGUACUUCGCCGUUUGGCUCUACACCCCGAGAUAGCGCCCAUUCUUUGGGCUCGUCGAAAAAUAUCGAUGAAUGUACAAGUCUUGCGAAAACUAGCGAUAUUGAUGGCGAUGCGAAUAACGAUGCGAAUAAUAGCGGGAAAAAAAUUCAAGAAACUGGAUUAACUAUACCUCUAAUAAAUUAUGGAAACGUGCAAGGAAAGAGGUAUACGCAACCGAUACCAUAUGCACAUCAGUGUGUAAUUAAAAGAAUCGGGAGACGUGUAAUUCGUCCGAUACAGCCGAUUAUGGAGGAACGUGAUGAGCCAACUAAUCAAGUGUUUUCAUCUGGACUGUAUGCUCAUUGGUGGCUCAAGAAACCUAUCCCGAUAUUUGGAUACACGGAACAAGGCAAGCUUCCAUGGCAUGGCUGUUUCUUCUUUGAUCAUUUCAGUUUUUUAACCAUUGCUGGUGUUCUUACUAAUUAUCAUUUUUCACCAAAAAGAGUAUGCCCUUAUUUCACAGCCAUGUUGUGUGAAAUGAUCAAUCAGCUGAACGGGAAGCACCAACAACCGAUGGGGCAUUGCACGUCUCCAGGAAUUAAGGCACCUUGGAGCCUUGCAUCAUUAAGACCCGCUCCUCCCAUAUAUUCUCUUAAGAGCUUUGGAAAAAUAGAUACUACCACAGAUACAUCGCGUCCACAACGAUCAUGCAACGAGCGACAGUUUGAAGAAGAUGCAAUCAUACUGAAAGUAAUAGAAGCUUAUUGUCUUUCUGUCAAUGCUAGAUUUACUGUACAUUCUGCAGAAUCUAAUUCAAUGUUAGAUUAUGAUUCACAAAAAUCACGCGAUAGGGUAUCCUAUGCGCAAAAUAGAGGCAAUUCAGAAUCUUGUAAUGACAGGACAUUAUCUGAAACGGUUAAAACAUUGAAGAAUCAAAUGACGGACCUGCAAUCACAAAUGUCACUACUAACAAAACAAUUAGACGAAGAAAGAAGAUCCCGACUUUCAUUAGCUGCUACGGUAAAACGUAGCAUGGGAGUCAUAGACGGAUAAAGAUAUUGAUAACAUCAAAAAUAUAUAACCAUAAGAAGAGUGUUCCAAAAGUUGUUCAUAAUGUUCAUAUUUUAUAUAUACAAGUUUUAAUUAUAAAAACACAUUAUAUAUAUCAUGCAUUGUUGGAAUGUUUUUCAUAAAGUUUACUAUUUGUUACACAUAUGCGCGCAUCUCACACACAUACAUAACAUAUAUACAUUUAUGAUAAGCAUAGAAUAAAGA
Nylanderia fulva is the source of this 3649-nucleotide messenger RNA. The record is from RefSeq and is a predicted model, not a curated record. NCBI's taxonomy places the organism in Eukaryota, Metazoa, Arthropoda, Insecta, Hymenoptera, Formicidae.